AUUCCUAUCUAAACCGGAUCCUCCCUUUUCAACUUCUAAAACCCUUCCCCAAAUUCCCUCCACCGGAGUUCUAUACACAGAGAAAAAUCCUCACAAUUGAUUCAGGAAGCACAGUUUUUCGUAAACAGAGAAAGAGAAUCAAAGGAAAAUCAUAAAGAAAAAUGGGAACAUCAGUGCAAGUGAAGCCACUGUGUGGAGUGUACAAUGAGAACCCACUUUCCUAUUUAGUCUCAGUCGAUGGCUUCAAUUUCCUCAUUGAUUGCGGUUGGAACGACCACUUUGAUACCUCCCUGCUUCAACCUCUUUCCAGGGUAGCUUCAACUGUGGAUGCUGUCUUGCUAUCACAUCCCGACACACUUCAUUUGGGCGCUUUACCUUAUGCAAUGAAGCAACUAGGACUAUCUGCUCCGGUUUUUGCAACUGAACCUGUGUUCAGAUUGGGCCUUCUGACCAUGUACGAUCAAUAUCUAUCUAGGAAGGUGAAAUUCUAUUUUGGUAAUUCUAUCUUUGCAAUGAGUCUGUUUGAUCUUCUUUUCACUUUCAUUGAGCUAUUGCUACCAAAUGAGCUGCAUAGUGAUCUGGGAGUUCCAGCCAUCUGUAUCUGCCCAUACGUUCUAUUUCUUUUACAAGCCCUCGGAUUAGCCUCCAACAAGUUUCCAUGCCAGCGGUUGGGACCCAGGUUGUUUCGCAGAGGGGUGGGAGGGGAAGAUGUUUGCAAAUUGGCUUAUAACCUUAAAUAUAGAGUGAAAAAAGUGGCCAGACUUCACACAUCUGUACCCGUUUAUUAUCGUAUCCUGAGGCAUGGUAUGACUGAGGCUGAAGACGACGUCAAUGGGAAGCUUGAUGAAGGCUCUGCAAGUCUUAUACUUGAUACGACACCAUCAAAAGUCGUAUCUUCAGAGCAAACUGUCUAUGUCAAGUGUUCAUUGCUUUACAUGGAUUUUGAAGGCCGUUCUGAUGGCCGAUCGGUCAAAUCAAUUCUUGCCCAUGUUUCACCCUUAAAACUUGUCUUGGUGCAUGGAUCAGCGGAAGCCACUGAGCAUUUGAAGCAACACUGUUUGAAAAAUGUUUGUCAGCAUGUAUAUGCUCCUCAAAUUGAAGAAUCAAUUGAUGUCACUUCAGAUUUGUGCGCUUAUAAAGUUCAACUUUCUGAGAAAUUAAUGAGCAAUGUUCUGUUUAAGAAGCUUGGAGAUUAUGAAAUUGCUUGGGUUGAUGCUGAAGUAGGGGAGACAGAGAAUGGCACAUUUUCUCUACUUCCUCUUUCAACUCCAACUCCACCACAUAAAACAGUACUGGUGGGUGAUAUAAAAAUGGCAGAUCUGAAGCAAUAUCUUGCAAGCAAAGGGGUCCAGGUAGAAUUUGCUGGCGGGGCUUUGCGCUGUGGAGAAUAUGUGACAUUGCGCAAAGUAGGAGAUUCCAUCCAAAAGGGUGGUAGUUCCGGUGUUCAGCAAAUCAUUCUUGAAGGCCCCUUAUCAGAAGAAUAUUACAAAAUACGGGACCAUCUCUAUGCACAAUUUUAUUCACUUUAAUCUAUAGAUUUGCAGCUCCGUUACAAUGCAAUGCAGGUUAGCCUUUUCCUUUGUAAUUUUAUAUGGUGGGUUGUAACAUUUCGCGCACGCGUUUUCUUUUAACAUUUUGUCUCUCUCUGUCAGAUUCAUGAGUGCCGUUUCACUCUAGCCGUUUUCCUGUUUGGAAAGUAGAGUUUGAGACGGACUGAUUUGUACUACUUUGUAAAAGAAAUAUAUGCUUUUACAUUUUUGAAUUUGAAAAGAAUUAGAGUAGAAUUUAUUUCCUGGCUUUCGAGAAAGGGAAGAAGAAAAGUUUACACAGUUCUAUUGGGUCUAAUAACCCAACAAGCAAAACUGCGAAAAAUUGUUUGCUCAUUCUUGUAAUGGUAACGGGAAAAAAAAAUUAUUGGUUUAUUCA
This is a messenger RNA of Olea europaea var. sylvestris, 1926 nucleotides long. Its product is annotated as cleavage and polyadenylation specificity factor subunit 2. NCBI's taxonomy places the organism in Eukaryota, Viridiplantae, Streptophyta, Magnoliopsida, Lamiales, Oleaceae. Bases 162 to 1529 code for a protein of 455 amino acids. Gene Ontology annotation, cellular component: mRNA cleavage and polyadenylation specificity factor complex. The transcript has 12 exons. Gene Ontology annotation, molecular function: RNA binding. Gene Ontology annotation, biological process: mRNA 3'-end processing by stem-loop binding and cleavage. The record is from RefSeq and is a predicted model, not a curated record.